AUGUCUGCCAACCAGACUGUAGACUUCCCUAUGAAUUCUUCCUUGUCGUCAGUCCGAACCACAGAUAAGGAGAAGAGUGACACCCAGGCAAGCUGUGAUCCAGAUCAUAUUACCUUUUCUUUUAACUUUGAUCAUUUUAUCCACUUUCUUUUUUAACGAGGGAUGAAAACUGGUCGUCAAUCUUAUGUUUAAUCUAAAUCCUCUCUUCUCUUCCAGGGCCCCUAUAAGGCUACCUCAAGCAUCGCUCAGAUCCAAUUGGUCAACUCUCAUCUUGAGGUCUAUGAUCCAAGUGAUGACUCAUUUGUCCUGGUCGACGCCCUUCUAGCCGAUCGAGCAAGACUCAUAGAACACCAGCCCAAGAUCUGCCUCGAGGUGGGCUGUGGCAGUGGCUAUGUGAUAACAUCGUUGGCCCUCAUGCUCCAGGAAGAAGCCCCGCGGAUUCACUACUUCGCCACCGACAUCAAUUUGCAUGCAGUGGCAACCACUCGUGGGACUUUGGAAGCCCAUGGCGUCCACGCUGAAGUUGUUGCCACCGACAUUGCUUCAGGGCUUCAGAGACGGCUUGCCGGGUUGGUAGACGUAAUAGUAGUCAACCCUCCCUAUGUGCCCACUCCAGAGGAGGAGGUGGCGUGCGAGGGGAUCACUGCUUCUUGGGCUGGAGGCGAGAAUGGGCGGAGGGUGAUCGACAGGAUCCUCCCAGUGGCAGACGAGCUUCUGUCAGAAAGGGGGUGGCUGUACAUGGUCAUACUUGCAGAGAACAACCCAUUGGAGAUUUGUCGGCGGAUGGGGGAGAAAGGGUAUGGAUCGAAGAUCGUACUCCAGAGGUCAACGCAGGAGGAGAGGCUCCAGGUCAUCAAGUUCUGGCGGGAGGGUGCAGCGGCUGGGCUCCCCAGGGAGGGGAGCAGAGGUGGUUCUUCAACUUCUGAAUCUUGGCUCUCGCAUUUCCCUCUGUUUUCUUUCUUGAGGAAAGGUGAGAAUGGCGGCUGA
Spirodela intermedia is the source of this 987-nucleotide messenger RNA. The record is from the annotation of a GenBank genome assembly. Lineage: Eukaryota; Viridiplantae; Streptophyta; Magnoliopsida; Alismatales; Araceae.